Messenger RNA from Diachasma alloeum, 7132 nucleotides. RefSeq names its product DNA polymerase theta (gene DNApol-theta). The transcript is spliced from 3 exons. The record is from RefSeq and is a predicted model, not a curated record. The coding region runs from base 68 to 6637 and encodes 2189 amino acids. Gene Ontology annotation, biological process: double-strand break repair via alternative nonhomologous end joining; DNA-templated DNA replication. Lineage: Eukaryota; Metazoa; Arthropoda; Insecta; Hymenoptera; Braconidae. Gene Ontology annotation, molecular function: ATP binding; DNA-directed DNA polymerase activity; DNA binding.
CCUAACCAAGAAUAAGAACAGAAUAAAAAAAAAUUGAGAACUCCAUGCGGAAAAAAUCAGGGCAGCGAUGCUGACGCUGGGUGACAGCACCCUGGCGGCGCUGAUUCAGUCAGACGACUUCCUUCCCUCGCAAUCCUCGAGAGAGCCCCUGAAGGAGGCCUCCCCGAACCUCCCCCAACCCUCCAGAACCUCCAAACCCACCCCCCAGGCCUCAAAAUCCAAAGAAAACACAUCCUUGGAAGCUUAUUUCAACGAGAGCCUCGUCCUCUCGCGCUCCAGGUACACCCAGUGCACGCAGAAGCCCCCCCUGACGCCCCCCAGGUCCUCAAAACGAAAGAAAACCUCGAGAAACCCCUCCCCAUCUAUCGAAGCAUCCAACAACGUCAUUAACACCUCGUCAUCCCCACAAAAGCCUGCAAUACCUUCACGAGAUGAACCCCAGGGUGAGGCCGACCUCCAAAUUUCCAAUCCCUCAUCAUCGAGGCAGGAGGGACAACCCCUCACCUCUAGAACCCCCAGCAAGACAUUAACAAUCCUGAAAAAUCCAAAAUUCCCCCUUCGUGCAAGAAAUCUUCAGAAAAACCCAACGAUUCCCUCAGGGUCAUCCCCAGAUCUCUCAAAAUCGUCGUCUGCUAGACGUCAGGAGCAUCUCCAGGCCCUUCAUAAACCCUCGGCCUCAUCUUCACGAGGAGAUGCUCCAAAAAAACCCAAAAAUCCUGGUAUCAAACCUGAGUCGUCGUCUUCAUCGUCUUCUAGACGUCAAGGUGACCUCACGGUCCCCCAGAAGCCCUCGUCGUCCUCGAAGAAUCCCAAAAACCCGAGUAUUGUUUCCCAUUCAUCAUCUCCUGCAGAACCUCAGGAAAAUUUUCAACCUCUCCAAAACCCUCCUCCAUCAUCCUCAGGAUCAUCUCCAGGGAAAAACUUGCUCAGGGCCUCGAGAAUUCACUCCCCCUCGUCAUCGUCAUCCCAAGGGCCUUCAAAACCCUCGGCUUCCGGUCGGAAUGUUCCCCAGAACCUCGAAAACCCCUCGCCAUCGUCCUCGAGGUCAGAAUCCUUGAACCCUUCGUCGAUCCCUUCGCCCUCGCUGGUGUCUUCCCAGGACCGCCUGAAGCUGUCCUCCUGGGGUCUUCCGCUAACAAUCCUCCUGAAGUACCACUCGAGGGGCCUCCAGUCCAUGUUUCCCUGGCAAGUAGCUUGUCUCUCCACCCCCAACAUCCUCAGCAACUCCAAGAACCUCGUCUACUCCGCCCCGACCUCCGCCGGCAAGACCCUCGUCUCCGAAAUCCUCGUCAUCAAAACCGUCAUCGAGCGCCGCAAGAAGGUCAUCUUCAUCCUGCCGUUCGUCUCGGUGGUCCGCGAGAAGAUGUACUACUUCCAGGACCUCCUAUCAGACUCCGGGGUGCGCGUGGAGGGAUUCAUGGGAGGAGUCCAGCCCCCGGGGGGGUUCUCCUCCACCGACGUUGCGAUAGCAACGAUCGAGAAAGCGAAUUCCCUGAUCAACCAGAUGAUGGAGGCGGGAGGGCUCGUGGACCUCGGAGCAGUCGUCAUAGACGAGCUGCACCUCCUGGGGGACCCCUUCCGAGGCUACCUCCUGGAGCUCCUCCUGACUAAACUCAAGUACAUGUCCCUGAAGGAAGAAAACGUGCAGAUCCAGCUGAUAGGUAUGUCCGCGACGCUCCCCAACCUCGACGUCCUGGCCAAAUGGCUGGACGCGGAGCUCUUCAAGACGGACUUCCGUCCGGUGCCGUUGAAGGAGCUCUGCAAGAUAGGCGUCACCCUCUACGACGACCGCCUGGCCCCCCAAAAAUCCCUGACCCCGCGCGCCGACCUCCCCCAAGACCCCGACGACAUAAUCGCCCUCUGCUUGGAGACGUUGGCGGACGGCCACAGCGUCCUGAUCUUCUGCCCCACGAAGAACUGGUGCGAGACUCUGGCGCGUCAGAUCUCCAGCUCGUUCUCCCACCUGGGGCGAGCGGACACUGCGGUCGGCCGGAGCUUGCGCUCCCAACUGAACACCGAGGCGAUCAUGGACACCCUGGAGCAGCUGAAACGCUCCCCCUGCGGCCUCGACGGAGUUCUGAGGUCGACGGUCUCCUUCGGCGUGGCGUACCACCACGCAGGGCUGACCCUGGACGAGCGCGACGUCAUCGAGGGGGCCUUCCGCUCCGGCGCCCUGCGGAUCCUCACAGCGACGUCGACCUUGAGCAGCGGCGUGAACCUCCCAGCGCGGCGCGUCAUCAUCCGGACGAUAAUGUUCCACGGGCGCCCAAUCGACACCUUAACAUACAAACAGAUGAUCGGCCGCGCCGGGAGAAUGGGAAAGGACACAGCGGGCGAGAGCAUCCUCAUCUGCAAGCCGAACGAGCAGCCGGCGCUGAAGAACCUCUUGAAGUCCUCCCUUCAGCCCAUCGAGUCCUGCCUGCAGGGACCGGGGCCCCUGGUCCGCAGCCUCCUGGAGGCAGUGGCGUCCGAGGUGGCCUACACCCUCGACGACAUCCUCCUGUACACCAGGUGCACCUUGCUGAGCUUCACAAAACUCCCCGAGGAGGUGGAGACCUCCACGAAGUCCGCUGUCGACUUCCUCGUGGAGAACGAGCUGCUCCUCCCCCAGAUCUCCAAGUCCGGGGAUCGACGGUGGGUGGCGACGCAGCUCGGCAAGGCCUGCCUGGCGGCUUCAGUCCCCCCGAAGGAUGGCCUCUUCCUCUUCGAGGAGCUGCAGAAAGCGAGGAAGUGCUUCGUCCUGGACACCGAACUCCACGUGAUCUACCUCGUGACGCCCAUCAACUCCAGCAGUCUCAUCGGCCAGAUCGACUGGUACAUCUUCCUGAACAUCUGGAGGGACAUCUCGGACAGUGAGAGACGCGUUGGACAGCUGGUGGGGGUGAGUGAGACCUUCAUCCUGAGGGCGACGACGGGGAAUGUCAGGCAGGGAAAGACUCUGGACGUGCACAAGCGCUUCUACACGGCCCUCGCCCUCCACGACCUCGUGCGGGAGGUCCCCCUGAACGCCGUCUGCAGGAAGUACUCGUGCUGUCGAGGGGUCAUCCAGAGCCUCCAGCAGACGGCUGCGACCUUCGCGGGGAUGGUGACGCAGUUCUGCAAGAAACUCGGUUGGAACUGCGUGGAACUCCUGGUGUCGCAGUUCCAGGCGCGACUGCAGUUCGGCGUCUGCAGGGAACUGCUGGACCUCCUGAGGCUGCCGUCGCUGAAUGGACUGAGGGCCAGGAGCCUCUUCAAGGAGGGGAUCACCACGGUUGCGGAGCUGGCGGCUGCUGAUGAGCUGGACGUCGAGAGGGCGCUGCACAAGGCCCUGCCCUUCGAGAGCGAGAGGGAUCAGCUGGGGGAGGACGGCGUCGACGCCGAGAGGAGGAGGCAGAUGAGGACCAUCUUCGUGACGGGGAGGGACGGGCUGACCCCUCGGGAGGCUGCCGUCCUCAUCGUGAAGGAGGCCAGGGUGAUGGUGCAGCAUGAGCUGGGGGUGGAGGACGUCCACUGGGGGAAGAGGAGUGGGUCUGGGAGUGGAGUGCAGAGCUCUUCUGGCUCGCUGUGCACCAUUGACGAUGGGGACGUCGUGGUGAGGGUGGGCUCGGGGCUGGAGAGCCUGAGCUCGUCUGAAAGGGGUUUUAAUGGGAGGGGGGACGUCUCUGAGGGGAAUAGGACUGCGGGACUUCCCGGGCGUGCUGAAGCCGGUGGAAACGAUGUUCGAGAGCCUGAGAAAAACGAUGUUCAGAGUCCUGGGGGGGUUAUUUCCAUAAAAAAAACUACAGAUGAUGAGAAAUUAGUUGAAGUCUCAGCAGAAUCAUCGAGACCCCCAGUGGAGCCAUCGAAGACCCCCAGGGCUUCCUUGCUGAGGACGUCCCUGGCCAAAUCCUCAACAUCCAGGAGCCCAAGUCUCUUCGGCGACAGUUUAGGCCUCGACACCGAGGAAUACGGCAUCCUGGAGCAGAACGUCAUCGACCUCGACAACUCCGUCUUCUCGGAGGUGGAGCUGUCGUCCUUCAACCUCCCAGGAACAUCGGGGAAUCGAUCUAACAAUCGGACCGACGAAUUCGUGAGGCCAGAGGCGCCGCAGUCCCGUCCAGCGUCAGUUGCUGAAGAGAACCGCAGUAAGUCCCUGGUCUGGGACGAGGACUCCUGGAACAACACGAACGCAGUCCUCGAGAGGCUGAAGAAACUGAGGACUCCACCGAAAUCGCAGAAGGGUAAGCUCGUCUCCAAGGGGAAGUCGAGCCUGGAGAAGGUGAAGAAGACCUCGAAGAGGAAAUUGAGGAGUCCAGGGGUGGAAAAGUCCCCGAUCAUCAACGUGAUAUCCUACAGCAGUCCUGGGGGGCUGUCGACGGGGUCCAACAGGUCUGAGGACGACAUAAUCGUCGCCUCCCAGAGCGCAGACAGAACGGGGAGCGCCAUGAGGACGAGAACCAGGAUGAAGCUGGAGUCCAUGAGGAUCAGGACCCAGAGGACGGCCACGAAGACCCAGGCGACGAUCCCGAAGGUGUUGGUUCGUCAGCCGAUAGCCGACCUGAAGACUUUUGUCUGCGAGGACUGCAGCACCGAGAGCAUAAUCGUGAACUCCGACGACGAAACCCAGAGGAAGAUGAACCCAUCAAGAGCGAAGACUGUUCUCAAGACCCAGAAGGAUCAGAAGGUGCGGGAGAAGCUGAAGAGGCCGGACUUCGAGGACCUCGAGAUCGUCAACAUCAGGGAGAAGGCGAAAUUCAGUGAAUUCAAGGAGAAACUGGCCUCCAAGUCCGAGAUCUCGGUGGCGCUGGCCUGCGAGACGUACCUGAAGGACACGAUUACGAUUGGGACGAAGAUAAUCGGGGCGUCGAGCCUCCAGGAGCCGGGGAAACGCUCGAGAAGAGUUGAGACCUGCGUUCACAACGACAAACGCCUCUGCGGGGUGGCGAUGUCCUGGGGGAAAUCCGUGUACUUCCUCUCGUUCGAGAACUCGGAGGCCAACAGAGUCCCCAUGAAGGAGCGGAUGGCGCUCUUGACUGAACUGCUGGGCUCGAGACUCGUCGUCAGGUGCUUCUCGACGAAGGAGACUUACAGGACGCUCUUCAGGUGCUGUGGGAUCGCCCCCUCCUGCAGGUUUCUGGACCCUCGGGUGGCGGAUUGGCUGCUGAACCCAGACUCCCCUGAGAAGACCUUCACCAAUUUGGUUCACGAGCACCUGCCGGAGGGCCUGGGUCUCCUCCACCGACUGGGGCCGUUGUCAGGGCCCUCAGGGCCGGGUUUGAACGUCAAGAGCUCGACCCCCAGUGACCUCAGAGCCUCCACAGAAGCUCUCCUCACCUUCUGGAUGCAGCAGGGGCUCUCGAAAAAACUGGAGAAAAUUUCCACGAGACUCCCGAGGACGUUUCAAGAGCUGGAGAUGCCGACGGUGGUUUUACUGUCGAGAAUGGAGCUCACAGGCCUCGGAGUGAACCUCCAGGCCCUCCAGGAGCUCUCCUCAGUGAUCCAGGACGAGCUCUCCUCGAUAGAGUCCAAAGCUUACGCUCUAGUAGGGAAAAAAUUCAACUUCUCCUCGUCGAAGAGUGUCGCUGGAGUCCUGGGGAUGGACACCACGAAGAAGGUCUGCACCAAUAAGGCAGUUCUCGAGGCCUCGGCCCACCCAAUUGCCAAACUGGUGGCCACCUGGAGGAAGCUCUCCUCCACGCACAGCAAGAUGAUCUGUCCCCUGUUGAACCUCGCUGAGAAGUCCUCGAGGAUCCACGGGACCUGCGUGACCCACACGGCGACCGGGAGGGUCUCCAUGCACGAGCCGAACCUCCAGAACGUCCCCAGGGACUUCGACUCCGCCGACAGCAGCUUCGUCGUCAGCGUCAGGAUGGCGUUCGUCUCGAACGUGGGGAACGUCAUUGUCUCGGCUGACUACUGCCAGCUGGAGCUCAGGAUCCUCGCGCACUUCUCCGGGGAGAAGAAGCUCCUGGAGGUCCUGAGGAAGCCUGGGGAUGUCUUCAGGAACAUCGCUGCCAGGUGGUACAACGAGGACGAGGCGAAGGUCGACGACGGGAUGAGGCAGAGGACCAAGCAGCUGUGCUAUGGCAUGAUCUAUGGGAUGGGGACGAGGAGCCUCGCAGAGACUCUCCAGGUCGACGAGGCUGAGGCGAAGGUCUUCGUGGAGACCUUCAUGAGGAGUUAUCCUGGCGUCAGGGCGUGGCUCGCUGAGGUGGUGGAGGAGGCCAGGAGGGAUGGCUUCGUGGAGACGCUGAUGGGGAGGAGGAGAGCCCUUCCAGCGCUGAGGAGUGAUGCUCCUGGGGAGAGGGGACAGGCCGAGAGGCAGGCGGUCAACACCAAGGUCCAGGGGUCUGCGGCGGAUCUCGCGAAGAAGGCCAUGGUGGACGUCGAUGCCAGGAUGGCCAGGGAGUUCGAGGGCGGAUUCGUCAUGCCUCAGAUGCCUGUCAGGAGGAAACUCAGGAGCAGCAGGGACGGCGGGCCGAAGGGGGGCUUCCUGGUGCUGCAGCUCCAUGAUGAACUUAUUUAUGAGGUCAGUCAGAGGGACCUGGGAAGGGUCGUCAGGAUCAUCAGGGAGGGGAUGGAAGGCGUGGCUGGGGUGGGACUUAAGGUUCCACUACCGGUGAGGGUCAAGGUGGGGACCGCCUGGGGAAAUCUUGAAGAGUAUCAAGGGGUUUAGGGGUCUUGAAAUUUUUUAAAGAUUCUAUUGAAUUGUGCCAAAUUAGUUCAUUCCAUUACAUGGAUUUUUUUAAUUAUUCAUUGUUGAUUGUAAAUAUUCUCUCAUUAAUAAUUCCAUCAGAUUUUUUAAUACACUUCUGUUAGUUUUUGCUAAAUUAUUUCAUUCCAUCAGAUGGAUUUUUUAAAUUAUUGAUCAUUAAUUGUAAAUAUUGUCUCUCAUUACUAAUUCGAUCAGAUUUUUUACACGCUUUUUGUGAAUUGAUGGGUUUCAGUGCUUUUAAAGAAUUGAUAAUAUUAAGAUGAAGAUUUUUUAUGCUUCAGAUUUAUUUUAAUGAAUUUAGAAUAUAGACUGAUGAUAUUGGUCGUUCAAUUUUUAUCAUAUUGAAUGAUUUGAAUGGAUUUAUUGGUGGAUAGCUAGGAUAUGAACGACUGAUUUCUAGGAUUGUAAAACAGGAAAAUCAUGUAUUCUUUAUAAAUUAAAUUUUUUACUCUCUAA